CAAUAACUGCCCUCCGUAAUAGAAGUUUUAUGCUCGGCAUUUAUGUUCAGAUCUUCCAACCACCACUGGAACUGUUGUAUCACUGCCAAUUGUAAUUACAUCACUACAAACAGAAAGCUUAACAAAAAAGCCUUUAUGGCAGAAAGCCAAGGGUGUGUGUUUCGCUGUCUUCAAGAGGGAUCGCUUUAAUUAAUGCAAAGAACAUCAAUAUUGGAGCGAACAUUAGUGGCCCCAUGUUCGCUUUGCUGAUGAGUGGAAGUUUUUAAUUUAACAUCUGAUUCUAAAUCUGGAAUUUACAUCUAGAAGGAGCAACGCGAAAUCUUCUUUCGAACGUUAUGGAACGUGACUAUUUUGGUAGUGCAGAUUCGCUGGUAUUUGGAGAAAUAAUGGUCGAUGGAAAUAUACUAAUACACGUUUUUAACAGUGGAUCUGCCACCAUCUAGAGGUAUCGGGAUGAGAUCUCAGUGUGUUUAUAGAUCUGACUUUUUAUUUAUGAAAAAUAAUGCACGUCCACAUUUAAAAAACACUUUGACAAGUAUCUUGAAAGCGAAUACUGUGGCCAGCAAAAUCUUCUAAUCUUAACCUGAUAGAGAAUUUAAAUACAAUUACCUUGAAAAAGUAGUUGCACGGAUACAUCCUCUUCCUGAAGAUGUUAGUGCAUUGAAGACUACAUUGCUGGAGAAGAUGAACUUAAUUCAUCGAACUCUGGUUAACAGCGUUAUUGCCAGCAUGAAAACACAUAAUGAUAAGUGUGUACAAGUUAGUUUUUAUAUUUGCUACUGAAUUUUACUUUUCUAUGGAGUUUUGAGAGUGUGGAAAAUCUAGAAAAACUGAAAGAAAAUGCGAUAGCAAAGACUGAAGACAUAAAGCAAAGACUGAAACAGUUCGACUCUGAGUACAGCAACAUGUGGCGGCUGCAUCAGUUGGCAGACUGGAGCUACAGCACUAACGUGUCGAGUGUUACAGCGUCCGCCCGUGAGUUUUCAUCGGGAGUAUACAGUAAUUGGAUGAAAAAUUGGAAGAUAUGGGCUCGGGAAGUAAACACCGAUAUUAUUUCUGAAGACUUGCGACGAGAGGUUAAUAUCAUGGCAAGUGGCGUAGCAUUUACAACUGCAGAAAAAGCUCGGUUGGUCUCCGAAAUUAAAUCUAAACUGACUGAGAUAUACAGUUCAGUAGUGAUCGAUCUUCCUGAAAUCAAUGUUACUGUUCGAGGGGAAUCGGAAAUAGUGUCUGCUAUGGCUACAAUAAAAGACCCAGUUAUUUUGAAGAAACUCUGGCAGGCAUGGCGUGUGCAGGUUGGAGAGAAAUCUAAGACUUUGUAUUUACUACUUGUACAACUCACUAACAAAGAAGCGCGUGAAAAUGGCUACUCAGAUAUUGGAGUAUCUUGGAGAGAAGAAAUGGGUCUCGAUGAUGUGAUGUCGACAGCUCUAUCACUAUGGAGUGAAGUAAAGAGUCUCUACAAAGAGAUACAUGCAUACACACGCUAUAAAUUACAUUAUCUGUACAAGGAGGUGAUAUCUUCUAGCCCAGAUUUAAUUCCUGCUCAUUUGUUAGGUAGCCUUUGGAGCGAAAAUUGGGUUGCUCUAAGUCCUUUUCUCAUGCCGUUUCCUGAAAGCCUGCCAGUUAACAUCACUUCUAGACUCAUUUCAGAUGGCUAUUUUGUUACUGAUCUCGUACACAAAGCUGAAGAAUUUUAUACUAUCAUGGGUUUGAACGCCAUGACAGAAAGCUUUUGGAAUAAAUCGAUGUUUGAAAAACCCAAUGAUGGUCGCCUGGUGGACUGCCAUGCUGUUGCAUAUGAUUUUUCAAAAGAUGAUGAUUUCAGAAUACGAAUGUGCGGAACUGUGAAGGAAGAAAGCUUUAUGGAAGCUAUCCACGAAAUGGGGCAUAUACAGUAUUUCAUGGAGUACCAUCACCUUCCCAUGAUAUACAGGAAUGGCGCUAACUCUGCUUUUCAUGAAGCUGUAGGAGAAACUAUGGUAUAUGCUGCACAAAGCCCGAAAUGCUUGCAAGUACUAAAACUAGUUAAAUCUUCUAACUUUCCAGAAGAAAUGCUUUUAAAUACUCUGAUGAAGCAAGCACUUUCAAAAUUUGUAUUCCUUCCUUGGGCUUUGACACUGGAACAAUGGCGGUAUAUGCUUUUCUCUAACCAAAUCACACCGCAAAAUAUGACAACGAAAUGGUGGGAAUUAAGAAAGAAAUUUCAAGGAAUUGGACCUCCAGAUGAGGAAAGUUCUAAAUUAUUUGAUCCUGGUUCAAAGUACCAUGUUAUUAAUAACAUUCCUUACUUACGGUAUUUCCUGAGUCGAUUUCUGGAGCAUCAAUUCCUAGAAGCUCUUUGCAGUUUGGCGAAGCAAAAUGUUCACUCUUGUUGCUUUAUUACUAGCAGAGAAGCUGGAAAACAAUUAAAGAAAAUGCUUUCUCUUGGGGCUUCCGUUUCUUGGCAAGAAGCUCUGGCUACACUCACUGGUAAACGACAAUUAUCGGCUGCUCCAAUCAUGAACUACUAUAUGCCGCUCUACACCUGGCUUGUUGAAUUCAACCGAAGACAUAACGUCAGUGUAUGACUCAAAAAAGAGAACAAAGGAGCAGAGUAAACACUGGAGAUCCGGAUAUUGAUUAAAAAUAUGAUACAGAAAAUUUAAACGCUUUCUUUUGACCUCAGAAAUAUGAACUGUAUAAAUAUCACAGCAUUAAAGAGUAUUCAUUA
This is a messenger RNA of Stegodyphus dumicola, 2713 nucleotides long. Its product is annotated as angiotensin-converting enzyme-like. Gene Ontology annotation, cellular component: membrane. Gene Ontology annotation, molecular function: peptidyl-dipeptidase activity; metallopeptidase activity. Gene Ontology annotation, biological process: proteolysis. NCBI's taxonomy places the organism in Eukaryota, Metazoa, Arthropoda, Arachnida, Araneae, Eresidae. The record is from RefSeq and is a predicted model, not a curated record.